Molecule: messenger RNA, 1340 nt
Organism: Mytilinidion resinicola
Lineage: Eukaryota; Fungi; Ascomycota; Dothideomycetes; Mytilinidiales; Mytilinidiaceae
Exons: 5
Coding region: 270-1340 (356 amino acids)
Molecular function (GO): protein binding
Source: RefSeq, a predicted model, not a curated record
AAAGAGACCGGCGUUCGUGCAUGUGGUUACAAGCUUUCGAUACAAUGCUGUACCUUGAAUUAGCUCAUUUGAAGGCUUGUGCAAAAGCUUGGAAUGGACCCAUACGGUCCAGGACGGUAGCCAAUUGCCCAAUCGGAUCUAUUCAUCCGGAGCAGCAACACAAGUCGCACUAGAACUAUUGUCAUGUGCCUUUCUAAACAGCUGCUUGUUCAUCCGGUCGACUCCUUUCUGAACCAUAUUGGAAGACUUCCCUCGACAGCAUUCUUGGAAUGGACACAAUCCCAGACACUAUGGAUGAAAACACUGUAUCACCGACGAACGGAACCAGUGAUUUAUCAAGACUAGACCCAAAUGGAGAUGUUAUACUCAGAAUUGAGAGUCAGCACGACAAUGCUACAACAUCGUUCCAGGUUUCGAGCAAAGUUCUCCGGCUUGCGUCCCCUUAUUUCGUUCGAAUGUUCGGUCCGUGUUUCCAGGAAGGACUGAAAUUGCUUCAAGGGGAGUUUCCAGUGAUAGACCUUAAUGAAGAUGACGCUCCGUCGAUGAGCAUUGUUCUCAACAGGCGUGUUACUGGCUGCCACUAUCGGGGUGUCUGUGACACCAACGUCAUGACUGCUGAAAGAUUGGCCGGCCUUGCGGUACAGUGCGAUAAGUAUGACUGCGUCACUGCAUUGACGUUCUGGUUUUCAGUGUGGUUCAAGAGUGUCGGAUCGGUGAGAGAGCUUUCCCCCGAGGAGUUCGGAUUUUUGCUUUUAGCUGCUCUUUUGAUCAAUGAUUCUGGGAAAUUCACAGAGAUCUCAGAAAGAGCUUUAAGAGAAGUGACAAUUGCCUUUUCCUCAAGAUGGGAACAACAUGAAAUAUUGACCAUACUGCCUACCAGUAUACCUGGUGUGUCGCACAUAGAAGUCUCCGCAAUUGCGAUCAGAGCUGAUUUCCAAACAGGGGCGAUUACUGCCUGUAUCACUCGAACAUUGCGCAAAUUCGAAGCGGAGCUGCAGGCUAAAUGCCACCCAUGCCAUAACACUGCAUUGAGUCCAAAAUACUGUACAAGCGAGACUAGGAUUGCCGAAUACUUUGCGAUUCUCCGAAAAGUAGAGUUGUGGCCAACUGCUAAGCCCUUUGGGGUGUGUUCGGUCUCAGAUAUCGUCUUUCGGUUUACCUGUGCAAAGGCUGAUCUUAAGCAUAGCUGUGCAGCUGGUACUGGUUGCCCGCUGCUGACGAAUCUUGACGCGCUAUCUAGGAGAGUGGACCGAAUCUUUAGGGACACCACUGGGCUCUGUUUGCAUUGUAUCAGAAAAGACGACGAAUGGGACGAGUAUCAGAAAUGUGUCCACACGUAA